AAUAAAAUUUGUAAUGGCGGCGAUGGUUCGACGAAAACGGUCGUUUGUCGUCCAAUGCAUCAAUUUCUACCCGUGAAAGUUGGAAAGUUGGCGUUUAAAAUCGCCCAGAAAUAACUUCAAUUACUACUCCAAAAUGAGGUCUUGAUAAUCUCUCCUUAGCCGCGUGUAAAUUGUUCGAUUUCAUUCCAAUUUAGUCGCUAUUAUUUGCCACAGGUAUUUAGAAGAGAUUUCACGAUGUCGAAACGUUCAGCAGAUCCGGGAGACAGCAGUUCCCAACCUCCAAUAAAAAAAGUGCAGUUUGAACCAAUUUUAAUUGGUCCCAUAUCAACAUUGGAGGAAAUGGAUAUGAAAGUUCUGCAAUUCCAGAAUAAAAAACUUGCUCAGAGGCUAGAGCAGAGGCACAGGAUGGAGGCUGAGCUCAGGCAGAGAAUAGAGCAGCUAGAGAAAAGACAAACACAGGAUGAUGCUGUUCUAAAUGUAGUCAAUCGAUAUUGGAAUCAGUUGAAUGAAGAUAUUCGAGUGCUGCUACAGAGGUUUGAUGCCGAAACUGCUGACGAGUCCGAAAAUAAAAACGAGUCUGAAGCCACUACUUCCUUUCUAAUGCAGCUUUCCACCUGGGAUAAAGAGGAACUUGAUGACAAACUUGCCCAUCGAGUUCAAGUGUCGAAACGAGCGGUUUCGAAGGUCGUCCAAGCCUUCGAUCGUCUCUCUCAACGUAACGAGAAGAUUACCCUUGCUUUGAAAGGAGAGUAUGAAGGCGAAGAAGCUCCAAACAUCGAUGAAGUUGUUCGCAAGGCCAACAAUGAAAUUCAAACUGAAAAUAGAAAUCUACAGGCCAUCAAUAUCCAGCUUCAUGAAAAGUACCACACGAUGUCCCUGAAGAUGUCCGAACUCCAAGACACCAUAACUGGCAAAGACACUUUAUCAGCAGAGCUUCGUAACCAAGUAGACGAUCUCCAAUACGAACUGAACAAAGUUCGAGCAAGAAACGACAAGCUGGAGCAUCACUUGGGAGAGGCAAUAGAAAAGCUGAAAGCAUUCCAACAGAUCCACGGUACUGACGACAAAGGAAGCAACAAACCUAGCACGUUGGUUGCCUCAAGUGUCUCCCAGACAAAAUUAGAGGAUCUUCAACGAGAGCUGGAAGAGACGAGAGAACUAGCCAAUAAUAGACUUCAGGAAUUAGACAAAUUGCAUCAACAGCAUCGAGAUGCAUUGAAAGAGGUUGAAAGAUUGAAGAUGGAUAUUAGACAACUUCCAGAGUCUGUGAUAGUAGAGACAACUGAGUACAAAUGCCUGCAGUCCCAGUUUUCAGUUCUUUACAAUGAGUCGAUGCAGCUGAAGACUCAAUUGGAUGAUGCAAGAGCGCAAUUACAAACUAGCAAGAAUUCUCAUUUGAGGCAUAUUGAGAUGAUGGAGAGUGAGGAGUUGAUGGCACAGAAGAAGCUCAGGGGCGAGUGCAUUCAGCUCGAGGAUGUCCUCGCUCAGUUGAGAAAGGAAUACGAAAUGCUGAGAAUCGAGUUUGAGCAGAAUCUAGCUGCUAAUGAACAGACUGGACCCAUCAACAGGGAAAUGAGACAUCUCAUCACUUCUCUCCAGAAUCAUAAUCAACAAUUGAAGGGGGAGGUGCACAGAUAUAAGAGAAAGUACAAGGAAGCUUCUGCAGAGAUUCCUAAGUUAAAAAAGGAGAUAGAAGAGCUGACAGCAAAACUCGGUCAGCAAUCAUCUCAAGAAAACAAAGAGGGUAACAAUUCGGAUGGGAGUUGUAAAGAGGAAGAGACGAUGAACUCGUUACCAGGUUCGAUGCAGAUUAAAGAAGAAGGUGCUUCCAUAAAACGUGAAUUAGGAACUGACGAAGAAGUCGAGGCCAUUGAGAUUGGUGAAGGUGAAGGAAGCAAAGGAAAUAGUGACUCUCAUGCAUUGACAUCGCCAACUCUCAAGAAAGAAAAGGAUAUAAAAAGGGAGAAGGAUGUUAAGAAAGAGAAUAUUGUUAAAACUGAGCACAGGGAUCCAGCGCACAGGAUCAAGGACGCUAAAGUUGCUGAAUCUGAAAUUGUCAGAGAUCUCAAGGCACAACUCAAAAAAACCGUCAACGAAAUGAAGGAAAUGAAGCUUCUUCUGGACAUGUACAAAGGUGUGGGCAAGGAACAGCGUGACAAAGUUCAAUUAAUGGCAGCUGAGCGAAAAACUCGAGCAGAACUUGAAGAUCUCCGCCAGCAAUUGAAAAAAAUCCAGACGUUCGAAUUUCAGGAGAACAAGAGAGAGGAGAGGAAGAAACUUGCUGAUGAGGAUGCACAGAUCAAAAUCAAGAAGCUAGAAGAGCAGACUUAUACACUGCAGCGACAGGUUGCCUCACAAAAACAGAAUUGCGUUUGGAUGCAGGAAGAGGAAGCGUUACUAAACGAAAUGGAGGUAACUGGUCAAGCAUUUGAAGAUAUGCAGGAGCAAAACUCCCGUUUGAUACAGCAAUUGCGUGAAAAGGAUGAUGCCAACUUCAAAUUAAUGACUGAGAGAAUAAAAAGUAAUCAAUUGCAUAAGCUGGCCAGAGAAGAGAAAGAUGUUCUGAAGGAACAAGUUACGACGUUAACGACACAGGUCGAGGCAGCCAAUGUUGUUGUUAGAAAACUUGAAGAGAAGGAAAGGCUCUUGCAGAAUUCCCUAGCUACUGUAGAGAAAGAAUUGGCCCUUAGACAACAGGCUAUGGAGAUGCAUAAGCGGAAAGCUAUUGAGAGUGCACAGAGUGCUGCUGACUUAAAACUUCAUCUUGAAAAAUAUCACUCACAAAUGAAAGAAGCGCAGCAAGUAGUCGCGGAAAAAACAAGUUCUCUGGAGGCAGAGGCCUAUAAAACAAAGAGACUCCAGGAGGAAAUCGCUCAACUCCGAAGAAAAGUAGAGAGGAUGAAGAAGAUCGAAUUGGCAGAGACUCUAGAUGAAGUUAUGGCUGAAGAACUCAGAGAGUACAAAGAAACCCUCACCUGUCCCUCUUGCAAAGUUAAACGUAAAGACGCUGUACUUACGAAAUGCUUCCACGUCUUCUGCUGGGAUUGUCUUCGUACGAGAUAUGAAACUCGUCAAAGGAAAUGUCCAAAGUGCAACUGUGCAUUUGGUGCCAAUGACUAUCAUCGUCUGUACCUUUCAACGUGAAGAAAAUACUCUAGAUUAACUAUGAAAUAAUUUUAUCUUCCUAGAAAUAUUUUCCUCAACCGCAAAAACUUUUGUACAAAUACACUUUCUCUUUCUCAGUUCAAUGAGAAUUUCACUGUAAAGUCAUUUUUUUUGUACGAAAUUAAUGUUUUUUGCGUUUUUUUUUACAGUAAGUUUUGUUCCUUGUGAAAACUCAGUUUUUUUAUCAUGAGCAAAAUGAUUUUUUACUUUUUUUUUUCGCUGCAAGAGAGGAAAUAUUUCAUUUAAAAAUAAAUUGACUGUGUGAGUGCAUGUAUAGGUUUUCAAUGAAUAUAACUGCGGUAAAGCAAAUCGUGAACUUGCGUAUUUAAAAGUCUUAUGGAAUCGAACUUUUUUAUAUUUAUUCAGUAAAUGUUGUACGAAUGCUGGAUUUAUCAUUUUUUAAGAAUCAAUUCAAUGGUAGACAGACAAAUAUUAAAUGGAAAUUAAUAAAAUCAA
Molecule: messenger RNA, 3621 nt
Organism: Fopius arisanus
Lineage: Eukaryota; Metazoa; Arthropoda; Insecta; Hymenoptera; Braconidae
Gene: Bre1
Product: E3 ubiquitin-protein ligase Bre1
Exons: 10
Coding region: 235-3144 (969 amino acids)
Cellular component (GO): nucleus; HULC complex
Molecular function (GO): metal ion binding; ubiquitin protein ligase activity
Source: RefSeq, a predicted model, not a curated record